Messenger RNA from Amphibalanus amphitrite, 1264 nucleotides. RefSeq names its product roundabout homolog 1-like. The record is from RefSeq and is a predicted model, not a curated record. NCBI's taxonomy places the organism in Eukaryota, Metazoa, Arthropoda, Thecostraca, Balanomorpha, Balanidae. Bases 132 to 1055 code for a protein of 307 amino acids. Gene Ontology annotation, molecular function: protein binding. The transcript has 4 exons.
CUGCUGGGCGUGGGCGAAGGGUGAGCGGCGCGGCGCGGCGCGGCGCAGUGCGGGCCAGGUAACGGUGAACGGUGCGCCGCGCAGUCAGCGCGCGGAGCUCCGGCAGUGGACGGUGUGCGCGAGCAGGCGUCAUGACAGCGGUAGUGGUGCUAUGGGUGGCAGCGAUGGCCAUUGGUUGGUCGGUGGACGCACAGCCAGCCGCACCACACACGGACAGCCUGACAGGCGUGGCCGGCGAGGCGACGGUGCUGCCGUGCGGCGGCGACCCGCUGCGGGCCGACCCGGCCGCGGUCACCUGGCACCGUCGGCCGAAAGGUGGCAGCACUGUGCCGGCCGUCGGCGCCGGGUUCCAACUGAGGGGCGACGGCAGCCUGUGGCUGGCCCGACUGGAGCCCGACCACGAGGGCAGGUUCACCUGUACAGACGCCACGACAGACCGGCUGAUCGCGGUGUAUGACCUAAAGGUUCGCAAGCCCAGCGUAAUCCGGAUAGAAUCAAAUGCCGAGUCGGGCCCGCUCUCCGAGGGUGACACGUUCCGUCUCACGUGCCGCGUGCUGACCGACAGCGCCUCCCACGCCGCCACCAUGCUCGUGUGGCGCGACGACACGCUCGUGGCGCCCGACGACCCGCGCGUCACGCUCCGUACGCAGCGCACGCGUAACGUCUGGCAACUGAGCAUUGCCAACGUGACGCGUGCUGACGCCGGCAGCUACAUCUGCCGAGCCAAAACCUACUUCGACCGCGCCGAGGCCUCAGCGCAGCUGAUGGUGGCGCCGCGCGUGGCGGCCGACUGUACUAGCAGUUCGGCCGAGUUGCGCUGGAGCGCCGACGCGCCGUCACCGGGCGGGUUCAUCGUGCGUAUGACGGUGGGCGGAGCGGUGGCAGACGAGGCGCUCGUCCCGGCCGAUAUGCGCUCUGUGGACGUGUCAGACCUGGAGCCCGGCUCGCAAGUGCGCUUCGAGGUGAAACCUGCCGAGGAGGGAGCCGUCGAGGGCACGGCCUCGUGUUUCGUGCCGCCGGAAACGGCCGAGGCGCCGCCAGAGAACGACACGUAGACGACCGAGGUGGCGCCACCGCGGCGCUGGCUCAUUGUUGACCUUUGUUGCUAGAUGUAUAAGGUUGGCGAAAGGUUGCGUUGCUGUUUGUUAUUUGUUGUUGAUAAGAUGAAUUGACAAAACCCAAAUGUUGUCAGUUAUGGCAUGUGUGAAGCUAGCUGCUAGAACACUGAAGCUUAGAAAUAUGAAUAAAUGGUGGAUUUAUUUAA